This is a messenger RNA of Periconia digitata, 606 nucleotides long. Lineage: Eukaryota; Fungi; Ascomycota; Dothideomycetes; Pleosporales; Periconiaceae. The record is from the annotation of a GenBank genome assembly.
CGUAGCCCACUAAAUCCAUGGAAGAUUUGGAGUAUAGCUGAGGCGAGUCUCAAAAUCGCGCGCUUCCGCACCGUACUUCUCCAUAUACUCCUUUCCAGCGUUCGCAAAGUACUGUGCGUUGGGAGGCGUUUUAUCGACACCACGCGUAUCCGCCAUCAUCCGCAUAGAGAGGCCCAUGGGCGAUGGUCGGUCGUUCCAGGCAGACUUAAUAGAACCGGCUUGCAUCUGCUCGAAACCAAUGACCAUUGCGCAAUCCACGGCACCAUUUUUGAUCAGUGUUCGAGCGAGAUGUAGGCCUGUCGAACCCGUCGCGCAUGCAUUGUUGGUGUUGUAGAUGGGGAUCGAGCUCAUGCCGAAUUGAUAGAAGAUGCGUUGACCCGACGUGGUAUCUCCAUAGCAGUAACACGCAACACCUGUUUCGACAUCGUCGUAGUUGAUUUGGGCAUCGAGCAUGGCCUUGACGCCUGCCUCGUACCCCAUCUCCGGAUAUGCGCGCUGGGCCCGCGGCUUGAUGAACUUUGUGAGGCCUACGCCUAGGACAUAGGCUGGAAUAUCAUUUUUGGUGGCCAUGAUGGAAUAAUGCCUAGGAAAGUCAAUCGAAUGUUC